AUGAGUGAUUUUUUCCCGCUUUUUCCCAUUUUUUCGCUGAACUGUUCAACAUUUGCUUUCGCAGCCGGAAUUGCUGGAGUUGGAGUGUAUAAUUAUAAAAAAACAAACUCUAAAAUCUCGUUAAUUGCGGGAUUGUCUUAUGGAUCAGUUUUGACUUGCGCUUGGUAUUCGACUGUUAAUCAUCCAUUUGAAAUAUGGGGUAUAAUGGCCACUACGGCUACUGUUGAGUAG
This is a messenger RNA of Cotesia congregata, 231 nucleotides long. The record is from the annotation of a GenBank genome assembly. Lineage: Eukaryota; Metazoa; Arthropoda; Insecta; Hymenoptera; Braconidae.